UGUAUGUGACUUGCAAACGUCAACUCCGGGUUUAUAGAGAUUUGGUCUCGAAAUAGGCUUGAGCGACUUGAGCUCGUUCACCCAAAGCAUGUGAGCCCUCCAAGCCACUGACUACCACAACAAGACGGCGGAUUUAAAUGUAGGCAAAACCCGAAUUAUGAAAUAUCCAUUACAACAGAAACGCCAUGCUACGAAAGACUCAAAACAUCACUAAACCGCAGGCGAUCGGUGCUCUGCGAUGAGGGAGACCAGAGCUUCUUGCCCUAUUCCCUGUUCGGACCCAUUUCCAUAUGCCCUCUUCACCCCUUGCCAUGGUUGCUUAUCGUCUCUGCAUCGCUUCCUCAGCCAAUUUUGCCCGGGCCGUCCAAGGAAGGGCGGCGAUUGGUGCGGAUUGGACCAAACUGCUGUCCGUCCGCCCCAUGUCUAACGGACGAGCGACAGGAAGGACAAACCCACAGUGCGGUGCUCUGGUGACAGCCCGCGCUCUUCUUGUAGGGCUCAGCCGAUCUGUCACGCACACGAGGAGUCGAUGCGUAACAAAGACAAUACUUGCCAUCCCGAUGAGACUUUAUCAUUCAGACACUCUUCCUGGUACUCUGAUUCCUCUGUACUCUAAGUCCAAGAUGCGAGGGCUGACCAGCCUGGACUGGGGCGUCGUUUGCGAGUUUUUUUGUGACCGUCGUACCAUUGCUGCUUUGUGGGUUGGCAACAUCUGCAGCUACGCCUGCCAAUGCCAAUGAUUGCGCGUCGUUGGCGGACGUUGAGCUGGACCGCGUAUGGCGCUGAGCCGGUGAGGAUGGUGGCAGGUAUG
Messenger RNA from Microdochium trichocladiopsis, 811 nucleotides. RefSeq lists its product as uncharacterized. NCBI's taxonomy places the organism in Eukaryota, Fungi, Ascomycota, Sordariomycetes, Xylariales, Microdochiaceae. The transcript has a single exon. The record is from RefSeq and is a predicted model, not a curated record. The coding region runs from base 291 to 740 and encodes 149 amino acids.